GGCACUAAUGACAGAUAAAACCGUUACUGGAAUUUGAAAAAAAUAUUUGUCAUCUGUGUUGGAAAAGCCGCUAUUUGAUAGGAGUGUGCAAUAUUUGUGUGGAAGUAGAAUUUGUUUUCUUUUAAUAUAUUUAAUCAUUCAUGGGAAACUGUAUUGCUCCUGAAGACAGAGAUAUUACCAUUUGAAAAGAGUUGCCUUACGGAUACUUGUUUCGCCUUGGUUUUCAACAAAAAUGCCAAGAACGAGGCAAGUAAAGAAACAAGAUGAGCCAAAGGAAUCUCUACCUGCUCAUAAAAGUGCCGUCGAUUCGAAGUUUUACGAGAAAGCCAAAGAAAUUUAUAUACGCAAGAGGGAAGAAUUGGUAAAACAAAAAGAGUUGGUUAUUGGUAACUUUAGACUACAAUCUAAACAAAACAGACUUGUGAUACCUAUAUCUGUAGGAAACAGAAAACUAAAAGAUUUGAGACAAAGUAAUAAUUGGCACACUAUUUCAUCUGUUAAACAGUGCUCUGUUCUAAGUAGUAUAUUGCAACAUGGAGGUUCUGAAUUAUCUAAGAAGAAAACAUCAGAUGAUGGGUAUCUGACAUCUGACUCCGCAACUGAAACUUCAGGUGGAAUUAGGAAAUCUAGAUCAACUAGGAGGGUAAAUUCCACCAGCAGAGGGGAACCCAUUCGCAGAUCAUCAAGGACAUCCCGAUCCUUGUCCAGGAACAUGAACUUAGCCGUUUGCUCAACUGUAAAGAAAUCGACCAGAAAAUCUAGAUCUGUAUCUAGAGCUUCCACCAGGAGCAGGUUCAAAACACCGUUAAAUAACAAGAAGUUGGAAAACUUUGGAAUGGUGACACCCAAGAUGAAGCCAAAUACUCCGUCAGUCGUUCUUCGCCGACCAGGACAAGGAGAAAUAGCAAUUUCUCUCAGGGGCAGCCCUUUGAUGACUACAGCUAUGGUAUCUGAGACGACAGCCAAUGUUAAUAUACCUCUAGCAGACGGAAGAAUGAUUAAUAUUCAACCAAUGAAAGGACUGAGAGCUUCUGAAAUUCCUGAAUUGGAUCCGGAAAUCCAGAAACAAUUGAGAACCCUUCGGGACAAUCUGGAUAAAGUUUGUCAGAUGUCCAAAAUGAAAUAAGACUUUUACCUUUAUAAUGCUAGUGUGUAAAUCUUGAGAAUCAUUUGAUUUUUUUUAAUGGACUGUUAUUUAUGGUGUUUUUAUGAAUAUUUGUAAUGAUAGUAUACAAUUUUUUAUUCAUUAUAAGAACAGAAUUCAGGUAUAAUAACAUUUUAGUAAAGGAAUUUUCAACAAGA
Molecule: messenger RNA, 1302 nt
Organism: Coccinella septempunctata (seven-spotted ladybird)
Lineage: Eukaryota; Metazoa; Arthropoda; Insecta; Coleoptera; Coccinellidae
Product: borealin
Exons: 6
Coding region: 233-1126 (297 amino acids)
Biological process (GO): mitotic sister chromatid segregation
Cellular component (GO): chromosome passenger complex; chromosome, centromeric region; spindle midzone
Source: RefSeq, a predicted model, not a curated record